Messenger RNA from Papilio polytes (common Mormon), 815 nucleotides. RefSeq names its product 39S ribosomal protein L40, mitochondrial (gene mRpL40). The record is from RefSeq and is a predicted model, not a curated record. The coding region runs from base 143 to 754 and encodes 203 amino acids. Gene Ontology annotation, cellular component: mitochondrial large ribosomal subunit; mitochondrial ribosome. The transcript has 5 exons. Lineage: Eukaryota; Metazoa; Arthropoda; Insecta; Lepidoptera; Papilionidae.
UUCCUUUUCUUCUAUCAUCUGUCAAGUCUAGUUGACAGUGAUGUCAGUUUAUGAUAGGUUAUGUUUAUAUUAGAAAAUAAAGAUUUAAAAUAACUUAGCAUAAUUAAAUAAUUUCUUAAACUAAUACAGCAAUAUCAUCAUAAUGCUAGGUUUAUCGGUUUUAAAACAAUUUUCCAGAUUGUCGUUGUCCACACCUAUAGCAGUAGCUAUAAAUCGAAAUAUUUUCACCGCACCUGCGUUACAAUUUAGAAUAACAGAUCAAUUAUGUGCCGAGCCUUUAAAGAAGAAGAAGAAAAUGGAUCCUGCUAUUAUAAAAGCUCGUGAAGAUAGGCGUCGUAAGAAAUUAGAAAAACAAAUCCGACGUUUAGAAAAGAAUGCUAGGCAAUUGAAGCCUAUUGAGGAAUUGGAGAUACCUUUAAAUGUUAUGGAUCAUAUUGGAAAGCGGAAAAGACCUGAAGUGAAACUGAGUGAUCAGGAAGUAGAAGCUCGAGCAUUAUUACAAAAAGAAUGGAGCCGAUACAAACGUGUGGAGUACAUAUCAACUGUUGCACAAAUAGACAGAAUAAUGGCUGCACAAAAACGUGCAUUAGAUAUGCUCUAUGAGGAGUCCGAAGAUUUGUAUAAUGAAGCUGUUAUGCCGGACCUCAAAUUGAUUCCAUACAGUAUAAAAGGUCCUGUUGCAACUCCAGCCAUCAAGAAUUACGACUCCCCCGAUGGAGAAUACAUAGAUGUUUCUAAAAAGUGGAUUAACUAAUUUUUGUUUGUUAAGUAGGUUUUAUUAGAUUGUUCAUAAAUAAAGAAUACAUUUAAAAGAA